AUGUCCUUUCUUAAAAAUAAAUUAUUCAGAUGGAAGCAAAAACAAAGAAUUCCUAAGAAAGAAUGGCCAGAACUUGUUGGAAAGGUAACAUACUUUAAUUUUGAAUUUUUUUCAACUGGUGACAUGGGAACCAAAAGUUUUGCUAGAAAUGCACUACGUGAAAACGAGCACAGAUAAAAGCUUUGCCUGGUUGUAUCAUUUUGUGGUAAGGAGAUAGCGUUUCAAAUAGCAGAAACGUUUAAUUUUUUAGUUCAAAUUUCCCGGUGAAUCAAGUAGUGUUGUCGUAGCCUCUCUAUGAUAAAGAUAACUUAAUGAUUGACGAUGAAACAUGCAUGGUGGCAGCAUGAGCAUCAGGCACGCGACGAGAAAAUAAUACAGUCAGUGCAUUCAAUAUCGAUGUAGGGUAAAUCUAAACAAUCAACUGAUACUCCAAGCUUAAUUCUGAUUCCCGUUUAAAGAGGUGGCUCGAAAAUCUUUAAAUUCUUUUUCUAUCUCAUUUUGAUGAAUGUAAACGCAAGCUGCUUUCGGUAUCGUAACGUCGAAAUAUCAUUAAGAUGAACUUUGAUCUGUGGCCGUAUGUUCAAGUAUGGUAAAAUGGCUGUAAAUUAUUGAUAUAAGUUCUGACAAAAGUUUCUGUUUUUCUUUUCUCUUAAAUUACACAUACCUCCCUGAUUACAUUUUAUAAUAAAAAUAUUUUUUGUCUUAAGUUUUGAAAUUUGGAAAAAAAAUUAAAAUUAAAAAAAUAUAUUAUUUUAAUGCUGAUUAAUACAUUAAGAAGAAAAGUUUCCAAAUAAAAUAAAUCUCUUUUUAGGAUGCUGAAGAGGCAACUACAAUCAUUGACAAGGAGCAUCCAGGACUAAAAGUAAAUACAUAUUCAUAAUUUAAUGAAAAAAAACUUUAAAUUUUAACAAGCCAAAACAUUUCCUAACUGUGAAAAAAGGUGUGCCCCCCCUCCCCCCAAGAUGACCCGUGGCUUUCUAAUAUAACUUCACCUUUAUACAAAUCUUUCACCAGCAGUUGAAAUACAAAGAAAAAUAUAUCACAAUUUAAUAAUGAAGUAUGAUUUAUUUGAUCUGUGGAUGAUAAUAAGCAAAGAGAUUAUCUUUGUUGGUGGGUUGCAAGUUGAACAAUUUCAGGAAAUAACCUUGAAAAAAUCAGGCUUUGACAGGAUUCCAACCUGUGCCUCCCAAAUACUAACUGGACACUGCUACCAACUGAGAUAUCACAAGUUGGGAGCAAGGCAUAUUUGUAGGAUUCAUCUUUCCCAUGGUUCAAAUGGUACUUAAGCUGAAAAAUUUUACUGACAUGAAUCUCACAUUUAGAUUCAAUUUUUUUUUACAGAUUCAAAUCAUUCCUGAAAACAGCUUUGUUAUUCGCAAUUUAGAAGAAAAUAGAGUCAGGAUCUUUGUGGACAGACAGCAAACAGUUACAAGGACUCCUCAUAUUGGAUGA
This is a messenger RNA of Pocillopora meandrina, 1452 nucleotides long. NCBI's taxonomy places the organism in Eukaryota, Metazoa, Cnidaria, Anthozoa, Scleractinia, Pocilloporidae. The record is from the annotation of a GenBank genome assembly.